Molecule: messenger RNA, 504 nt
Organism: Saccostrea cuccullata (small rock oyster)
Lineage: Eukaryota; Metazoa; Mollusca; Bivalvia; Ostreida; Ostreidae
Product: fibrinogen-like protein 1
Exons: 2
Coding region: 12-383 (123 amino acids)
Source: RefSeq, a predicted model, not a curated record
UGAAAGUAGAGAUGCUGAAGACAGACAACGAGCCAUUAGAGGCAGAAUACAGUCAUUUCUUUGUCGGUGAUGAAAGCACCAAAUACAAUCUAACAAUACGUGGAUUCAAGGGGUUAUAUGAUUGUAUGACAAACAAGAUUGAUAAAAGAGCAGAUGCAAAUGGAAUGAAAUUCAGCACAUUUGAUGUAGACAACGAUCAAUGGAAGAAUGGGAUAUGUGCUGAUCAUUGUCGAUCGGGUUGGUGGUUCCAUUCUUGUACUUGUGGAAAUCUUAAUGGAUUGUUCGGAAGUGAGGAACCAGGUUCUGUGAUGCGUUGGAUGUGUGCAGAUGGGUGGAAUUGUACCCUAAAAGCCACAAGAAUCCUGAUCAGACCACAGGAAUAAAAUUAGACCACUGUUAAACUACACGAAUUGCAAAGGUGACCAUAGAUGUGCUCAGUUAUGCAAGUUGAUGACCUUAAAACUCAUGCAAUUAAGGAGAUCAUAGUUCAGAUAAGUGAUUUUC